Messenger RNA from Orycteropus afer afer, 1499 nucleotides. It is a transcript of the gene MINPP1, whose product is annotated as multiple inositol-polyphosphate phosphatase 1. Gene Ontology annotation, molecular function: acid phosphatase activity; inositol phosphate phosphatase activity. The record is from RefSeq and is a predicted model, not a curated record. NCBI's taxonomy places the organism in Eukaryota, Metazoa, Chordata, Mammalia, Tubulidentata, Orycteropodidae.
AGCAGGCGGGUAGCCCUGAGCGGCUCCAGCACAUGAUGCUCCGUGGCUCCCGCCGCCCUCUCGGGGCCCCAGGAGCGCCCGCCGCGGCCCUGGCUGCGGCGCUGCUCUCGUCGCUGGCGCGCUGCUCCUUUCUGGAGUCAGGGGAUCCCGUGGCCUCGGCGCUCAGCCCCUACUUCGGCACCAAGACCCGCUACGAGGAUGUCAACCCCGGGCUACUGCCGGACCCCGAAGCUCCGCGGCGGGACCCGGAGCUGCUGGAGGGGCCCUGCACGCCAGUGCAGCUGGUGGCCAUCAUUCGCCACGGCACCCGCUACCCCACGGCCAAGCAGAUCCGCAAGCUGCGGAAGCUCCACGGGCUGCUGCAGACCCGCGGGCCUGGGGGUGGCAAGGCCAGCGCGACUGGCGGCCGCGACACGGGCGCUGCGUUGGCCGGCCGGCCGCUGUGGUACGCGGACUGGAUGGACGGGCAGCUGGUGGAGAAGGGGCGGCAGGAUAUGCGACAGCUGGCGCUGCGCCUGGCUUCGCUCUUCCCAGCCCUCUUCCGCCGCGAGAAUUUCGGGCGCCUGCGGCUUGUCACCAGCUCCAAGCACCGCUGUGUAGACAGCGGCGCCGCCUUUCUGCAGGGACUGUGGCAGCACUACAAUCCCGGCCUGCCACCGCCAGACGUCGCAGAUAUGGAAUGUGGACCUCCAAGGAUUAAUGAUAAACUGAUGAGGUUCUUUGAUCAUUGCAAGAAGUUUUUAAUUGAAGUGGAAAGGAAUGCUACAGCUCUUUACCACGUAGAAGCCUUCAAAACGGGACCAGAAAUGCGAGACAUUUUAAAAAAAGUUGCAGCUACUUUACAAGUGCCGGUAAAUGAUUUAAAUGCAGAUUUAAUCCAGGUAGCUUUUUUCACCUGUUCAUUUGACCUGGCAAUUAAAGGCAUUCAGUCCCCUUGGUGUGAUGUUUUUGACAUAGAUGAUGCAAAGGUGCUAGAGUAUUUAAAUGAUCUGAAACAAUACUGGAAAAGAGGGUAUGGUUAUGCUAUUAAUAGCCGAUCCAGCUGUGUCCUGUUUGAGGAUAUCUUUCAGCACUUGGACAAAGCGGUUGAACAGAAACAAAGGUCUCAGCCAGUUUCUUCUCCAGUCGUCCUGCAGUUUGGUCAUGCAGAGACCCUUCUUCCGCUGCUUUCACUCAUGGGCUACUUCAAAGACAAGGAGCCCCUAACAGCUUCCAAUUACAAAGAACAAAUGCAUCGGAAGUUCCGAAGUGGUCACAUUGUACCCUAUGCCUCGAACCUGAUAUUUCUGCUUUAUCAUUGUGAAAAUGCCAAGACUCCUAAGGAAGAAUUCCAAGUGCAGAUGUUGUUGAAUGAAAAGGUGUUACCCUUUGCUCACUCACAAGAAACUGUUUCCUUGUAUGAGGAUCUGAAGAACCAUUACAAGGACAUCCUUCAGAGUUGUCAUGCCAGUGAUGAAUGUGAAUUACCAAAGGUGAACAACACAUCUGAUGAGCUAUGA